Molecule: messenger RNA, 2618 nt
Organism: Ziziphus jujuba (common jujube)
Lineage: Eukaryota; Viridiplantae; Streptophyta; Magnoliopsida; Rosales; Rhamnaceae
Product: pentatricopeptide repeat-containing protein At1g08070, chloroplastic-like
Exons: 1
Coding region: 342-2444 (700 amino acids)
Biological process (GO): RNA modification
Molecular function (GO): RNA binding; zinc ion binding; protein binding
Source: RefSeq, a predicted model, not a curated record
GAUCAGGCAUAGAGGAGGCUCUGAAACAGUCUCAGUACUAGAUAAAUCAUUCUCAAUUGCUCCUUUUUUGGAUGCUCAAGUACCUUUCAAGAUUGGAACUUUAUAGUAAUUCUAUAUAGUAGUUGAAGAAUUUAUAUUAGCUGUAAAUAUAUUAUUGAAUAAAUCUCACCAAAGCAUUCCAAGAAAAAUUAUAAAUAGAAAAAGACAAAAAGAUGGAAAUUUGAAUUAUAGUCUGAAGCAACUAUUGGGUGGGGAAUUUUUUUAAAAUACUAUAAAUUUACCUCAAACUCAUAUGUUUGAUAGAAAAAGAAAGCUUUCUUUUUGACCUCCAAUGCAAACCCAUGGCGGCAUUGACAACAUACCCACCAUCUCCCGCCAAACCCAUAACGGCCAUAACUACCAUCUCUGAAUUUCCUCGGAACCCUAAAACCCUAAUUCUUCAACAAAGCAGGAACGCCAGGGACCUCAACCAAAUCCAUGCCCACCUCAUCAAAACCCGCCUUGUACACAGCCCUGCUGUGAUGGAAAACCUACUCGAAUCCGCUGUCAUACUUCUUCCCAACACCAUGGGCUAUGCCAACUCCAUUUUUCGCCAUAUCGACGAGCCCGAUUCGUCGGCUUACAACGUCAUGAUCAGAGGUCUCAUAUAUAAGAAGUCUGAUCACGACGCCAUUGUUCUAUUCAAGAAAAUGAGAGAAAACUCAGUCCGGCCCGACGAGUUCACGUUUCCUAGCAUUUUGAAAGCUUGCUCUAGAUUAGGAGCAUUACAUGAAGGUGAACAGAUUCAUGCCCAGAUAAUGAAAUGUGGGUUCAGCUCGAAUGGUUUUAUCCAGAACACAUUGAUCCAUAUGUAUGCGCGUUGUGGUGAGCUAGAGGUUGCUCGGCAUGUGUUUGAUGGAAUUUCACAGAAGGAUGUUUGCACUUGGAAUUCGAUGUUAGCGGGGUACGCCAAGAAUGAGAAUUGGGAAGAAGUUGUGAAGCUAUUUCGGGAAAUGAAGAAAUCGGGAACUGGGUUUGACGAGGUCACCAUGAUCAGUGUUUUGACAGCUUGUGGGAGGCUGUCUGACUUAGAGUUAGGACAAUGGAUCAGUGAGUAUAUAGAGGCAAAUGGGCUAAAGGGUAACCUUGCUCUGAUCACUUCUCUAAUAGACAUGUAUGCAAAAUGUGGUCAGGUCGAUACUGCUAGAGGAUUGUUCAACCAAAUGGAUCAAAGAGAUGUCAUUGCUUGGAGUGCUAUGAUAUCUGGUUAUAGCCAAGCCAAUAGAUGUAGAGAGGCACUUGACCUGUUCCAUGAAAUGCAGAAGACCAAUGUGGAACCCAAUGAGGUUACCAUGGUUAGUGUGCUCUAUUCCUGUUCUGUUCUCGGAGCUUUAGAAACCGGUAAAUGGGUCCAUUUCUAUAUAAAGAAGAAGAAGAUGAAGUUGACUGUUACGCUUGGGACUGCUCUAGUUGACUUCUAUGCAAAAUGUGGGUCGAUAGACGGUUCGAUUGAAGUAUUUAAUAAAAUGCCUUUGACAAAUGUCUUUUCUUGGACAGCACUGAUUCAUGGUCUUGCCUGUAAUGGACAAGGAAAAAUGGCUCUUGAAUACUUCCAAGAAAUGCGGGAGAAGAACAUCCAUCCUAAUGAUGUGACUUUCAUUGGCGUUCUUUCUGCUUGUAGUCAUGCAGGUCUGGUCAAUGAGGGUCGAAAGAUCUUCAACAGCAUGAGCAGAGAUUUCAGUAUCGAACCAAGGAUCGAGCACUAUGGUUGUAUGGUUGAUAUCUUGGGUCGAGCUGGGUUGAUAGAGGAGGCAUAUGAGUUCAUAAUGAACAUGCCUACGCAACCCAAUUCUGUGGUUUGGAGAACAUUGUUGGCUUCAUGCAGGGCACACAAAAAUGUCAAAAUUGGUGUAGAAUCAUUCAAGCAAAUAAUCAUGUCCGAGCCUGCUCAUAGUGGAGAUUACAUUCUUCUAUCAAAUAUAUAUGCAUCGGGUGGUAGGCUUGAGGAUGCAUUAAGGGUGAGGAACCAAAUGAAAGAGAAAGGAAUUCGAAAGGCUCCUGGAUGUAGCCUGAUUGAGUUGGAUGGUGAAAUAUAUGAGUUUUUUGCAGAAGACAAUAUUUGUCCAUACUCAAAGGAGGUUUACAGUGCAACUGAAGACAUGAUGAGACAGAUCAAGUCAGCUGGAUACGUGGCCAAUGUUGCAGAUGCAAGACUAGAUGCAGAGGAAGAUGAUAAGGAAGCUUCAGUUUCUCACCACAGCGAGAAGCUGGCCAUUGCUUUUGGUCUUAUUAGAACACCUCCUGGAACUACAAUUAGAAUAUCUAAGAAUUUGAGAGUCUGCACGGAUUGCCACAAUGCAACAAAAAUUAUAUCAAAGGUGUUCAAGAGAGAAAUUGUUGUUAGGGAUCGGAACCGGUUUCAUCAUUUCAAAGAAGGCUCAUGUUCCUGCAAUGACUACUGGUAGAACUGUAGGCUACAUAUGCGUAUUGUACAGCCACAUGGUUGGUUGUUUGCACAUUUUUUUGUUUCAAUUGGAGAGUAUUUUGGUUUCUUAUCAAUGUCCUAAUAGUGCAAUAACAAUUCCAAUAACUCAUUCAGAUAUUAAAAGCAUUAGGAUCAAAUCCCUCAUUUCACGCAA